GGAAGCUAUCGACUAAUCCAAACAUCGUCGACUUGAUCGAUUAAAAAGCGGCAUCUCUUUAUCACUGGCAUUCACGAAACAUGGCUGAUAAGCGAAAAAACAAAAAAUCGAAAGAAGAGAUUGCGCGGGAAUUCGACCUGCCCGAAAGAAAGUCGAAAAUCGCUACUAUAAUGAAACAGGAUGGCCAGGCAUACUGUAUAUGUCGUACCUCGGACUGCUCGCGUUUCAUGAUCGGCUGUGAUGGUUGUGAGGAGUGGUACCAUGGCGACUGCAUCAAUAUCACUGAGAAAGAGGCCAAACACAUUAGGCACUAUUACUGCCAACGCUGCAAAGAGGAAGAUCCCAGUUUGCAAACUGUGUUCCGUGUGGUGCCAGUCGAAAAGACUGCGGCGCCAAUUGGCGCUGCUGGUGUUAAUGACACGGAUAAACGGAAAAAAUUAAAGGACCAAGUACCACCGAACAUUAUUGGAUCUGCAGCAGUGGUUGGGAAUAAACAAAUGAUAAAUUACUGCGGUAACUGUGACGGCUGUCGGGCGCCAAGCUGUGGAAUAUGUGAGUCAUGUCGCGUACGUGGAAAUGGUCAGAAACCAAGAUGUGAAAUGCACGUAUGUCAGGCACCACCGAUGCAAGCAUCACAGCAACAACUAGUACAACCACAAAUACAACAAACAAAUCCACCUUCAACAUCCGCACAGACGGCCAGUCGUCAUAAACGUAAAGAAAAGCAACCAAAAGAGAGGAUGAGAAAACGGAAACGUUCGUUAAGCCCGGAAGUUUUCAUGAAUCCAGAAUUGGAGGGUAUACGACAAUGCUAUGGACCACGUUGUAAACAUAAUGCAAGGCCACAAUCAAAAUACUGUAGCCAUGAGUGCGGCAUUAAUUUGGCAACUAAUCGCAUUUUUCAAGUUCUGCCGCAACGUGUUCAAGAAUGGAAUCUAUCUAGCUGCCGUGCAGAAGAAGAGAACAAAAAGCAAUUAGAUCAAAUACGUUCUAAACAAGCUGUGGUACGUUUUGCGUUGGCGGAACUGGACAAACGCCAUAUGGAGUUGGAUAUGAUUGUAGAACGUGCCAAACAUAGCACGCUGGAUCAGAAUCGCUCACAAGAUAAUAAUGACAUCGAAGAUGAGCAAUCGAUGUACUGUAUCACAUGUGGCCAUGAGAUCCAUUCACGAACAGCGAUUAAACACAUGGAAAAAUGUUUUAAUAAAUACGAAUCGCAAGCCUCUUUCGGCAGCAUUUUCAAGACACGUAUCGAAGGCAAUUCAAUGUUUUGCGAUUUUUAUAAUCCGGCUAGUAAAACAUACUGUAAACGUUUGCGCGUGCUUUGUCCCGAGCAUUGUAAGGAUCCGAAAAUAAGUGACAAUGAUGUAUGCGGUUGCCCGUUGGUGGCAAAUGUCUUCAAGCCAACUGGAGAGUUUUGUCGCGCACCAAAAAAGAGCUGUUUCAAGCACUACGUUUGGGAGAAGAUACGACGCGCCGAAAUUGACUUGGAGCGUGUACGUCAGUGGCUGAAAAUGGAUGAGCUGCUUGAACAGGAAAGGCACAUACGCCAUCUUAUGGCCUCACGCGCGGGCGUAUUAGGCCUUAUGCUGCAUUCCACCUAUAAUCACGAAGUAAUGGAGGAACUUUGUCGGCAGCAAUACUUCAGUAAUGCAGCUUCAACAUCAGGGGACAUGGUAAUUAAUAGUUAAGUUUAUUUAUAAAAAGAGAGCGAAAAUAAUGAAAAUAUUAUGCAAGAGUAUUUUAAUCGUAUAGCUGUAA
Rhagoletis zephyria (snowberry fruit fly) is the source of this 1761-nucleotide messenger RNA. Its product is annotated as CXXC-type zinc finger protein 1-like. Gene Ontology annotation, biological process: positive regulation of DNA-templated transcription. The record is from RefSeq and is a predicted model, not a curated record. Gene Ontology annotation, cellular component: Set1C/COMPASS complex. Gene Ontology annotation, molecular function: DNA binding; zinc ion binding. NCBI's taxonomy places the organism in Eukaryota, Metazoa, Arthropoda, Insecta, Diptera, Tephritidae.